AUGAUGGACCACUGCAAAAUGAACCGAGACGCACUCAACGAGUUCGUGAUGCUGCCCGUGUCACGGGACAUGAUCAGUCACCUUGCUGCUCAGGCAUCCAAAGUCAUCCGCUGCGAACAACAUGUGACGGCAUCGUCUGUGAGCCAGCAUGGCCAACCGACCCCUCCCAGCACUCCCCCCCUUGACCCGGCCGACAACCUGCCUCCUCUGCCACCGCUCGAGGUCUUCAUCAUGUCCCUGGUGCACCGCUCUCAGGUACAGGUGCCCACCCUCAUGAGUUCUCUGGUCUUCCUGGCCCGUCUCCGUGCUCGCCUGCCUCCCGUGGCCAAGGGCAUGCGCUGCACAGUGCAUCGCAUCUUCCUCGCAUCGCUCAUCCUGGCCGCCAAGAACUUGAAUGACUCCAGUCCCAAGAACAAGCACUGGGCUCGCUACACCGCUGUCAGAGGCUACCCUGGAUUUGGCUUCUCCCUGGCCGAGGUCAACCUGAUGGAGCGCCAACUGCUUUUCCUUCUUGACUGGGACACCCGCGUCAACGAAGAAGAUCUGCUCGAGCACUUCGAGCCCUUCCUAGCUCCUAUCCGCAGGCAGCGCGAGAUUGCCGAGCAGAAGGAAGCCAUGAACUCGCACCAUCAACAUGAGUGGUGGCGUCUGAAUGCCUCUGCCGAGUCGCUCGCUGCACGUCUCCGUCGCCAGAAACAGGAAAUGCGUGGCGAACUCGGCGCUAUCUCGCAAAGACGUUCGCAGCACCUCUCCGUUCAGCCGCAUGCUGUCACCCGCAAUUCUCCGUUGUCAUUAGUCGACGAAGGUGACCGUUACAGCCCGUAUCCCCGCCGACGCGCUUCGCCAUAUCGCAGUGCUAACCGCUCGAUUUCUCCGCCCUCUGUUAAGGAUAUUCCCGGCUUGUCACACACGGAAACUUCUAACUCUUGCGCACCAUCAUCUCGGUCAUCUAGCGUGGCUCCUAGUGUGCGUAGCACGCCCGGUAGCAUCAGCACCUGCUCAUCCUCCGUGGACGAUGUCAUGGUCAUCGAUGGAAGCACCAGCCCAGCCAGCUUGGCCCUUAGUUACAGCUAUGUCAAUGUUCAGGCGAUGAAGUCUCAACCAAAACAACAACCGAUGCUCCAUCAGCCAAACAAGAAGAUCAAGACAUCUGCCAGUUUGGGAGGCUCCGGUGGUGGCUUGAUGGCUAGGUUUUUUGCCUCUGCUGCCGGAGCUUACAUGAACGGUCGCAUGUCGCGCACUGUUGCUUGA
Talaromyces atroroseus is the source of this 1251-nucleotide messenger RNA. RefSeq lists its product as hypothetical. Gene Ontology annotation, biological process: regulation of cyclin-dependent protein serine/threonine kinase activity. Gene Ontology annotation, molecular function: cyclin-dependent protein serine/threonine kinase regulator activity; protein kinase binding. Lineage: Eukaryota; Fungi; Ascomycota; Eurotiomycetes; Eurotiales; Trichocomaceae. The transcript has a single exon. Gene Ontology annotation, cellular component: nucleus; cyclin-dependent protein kinase holoenzyme complex. The coding region runs from base 1 to 1251 and encodes 416 amino acids. The record is from RefSeq and is a predicted model, not a curated record.